AUGGAAACUGCGACCUGUUCAAGGCAAUACUGCCACUUUUUUUUUUUUUCCUUGAUUCUAUUUGGUAUAUGUAACAGGGCCCUCUUUUUUGCUGUCCCUCUUUCUCUUGCUCAAGAACCAAACACGCAACACCGUAUAUGCCAAACACGUCCGAGACACACGACCUGCUCGAGCAGCCCUUUGGCAAUCCUCUCGCAAAGAACCGUCAUCGAUAUAUAUGGUAUUUGCAGAAAGAGGGAAAUUCGCGGGCCCGCGUCGAGACCUGUCCCAAACAGGAAUCACGCUUUACUAUAUUUGGAACCAGCCGAGAAAGCGUGUUUCUAUUUUGGGCCGCACAGAUCCCGUUUCAGCGCUCGAGAGCGACGGGACGUCCCGUCGCUCUCGAGCGCCGAGCUGGGGGUGUCUGGUGUACCUGGUGACGGGCACGCCCUUCUACGGGGCCAUCAUCACAUCUCAACACCUGUAGUCUGCGCUUUCGGAAUGUGUAACGGUCCAUGUGAAGAGUUGAUUAAAGGGUGGCAACUAUCUUCUUUACGUAUGAUAAAUUCAAGUAUGUAA
Molecule: messenger RNA, 558 nt
Organism: Huiozyma naganishii CBS 8797
Lineage: Eukaryota; Fungi; Ascomycota; Saccharomycetes; Saccharomycetales; Saccharomycetaceae
Exons: 1
Coding region: 1-558 (185 amino acids)
Source: RefSeq, a predicted model, not a curated record